Messenger RNA from Rosa rugosa (rugosa rose), 1301 nucleotides. Its product is annotated as dof zinc finger protein DOF1.2. The record is from RefSeq and is a predicted model, not a curated record. Gene Ontology annotation, molecular function: DNA-binding transcription factor activity; DNA binding. The coding region runs from base 196 to 1095 and encodes 299 amino acids. The transcript has a single exon. Gene Ontology annotation, biological process: regulation of DNA-templated transcription. NCBI's taxonomy places the organism in Eukaryota, Viridiplantae, Streptophyta, Magnoliopsida, Rosales, Rosaceae.
UCCCCACACCCUUCCUUGGACCUAACGCUUCCUCAGGACCUCAACCGCCCACGUUCAUAUCCAACCCCACAUCACACCCUUUCACUCGCACACGAACACAUGCACUUGCACUAACUUCCACACUCGAUCACCUCUUUAUAUAAAUCCCCAGUACUCACAUUUCCUCACAAACCCAAACCCUCUCGAUCUGCAAAAAUGUUCACAGCUCCAGUUCUCCAACAGAUGCUGCACUCUCAAUCCGGACAAUUGGUCAUGAACCAGAAGCCGUCGUGGAAGCCCCACGUCGAGAUCGCUCCCAAUUGCCCCCGCUGCGCGUCUGCCAACACCAAGUUCUGCUACUACAACAACUACAGCCUCUCGCAGCCGCGCUACUUCUGCAAAGGCUGCCGGAGAUACUGGACCAAAGGCGGGUCCAUGAGAAAUGUGCCCGUCGGCGGCGGUUGCAGAAAGAACCGGCGCGGCAGGUCGGUCAGGCUCUCGCAGGCUGACCGGGUUUCGUUGAGUUACUAUCGUCACAACAGCUCGAGUAGUAGCGGUGGUGAUCUAUCCGAGCAGCAGUCCACGGAAGGUGGAGCCAACGGAUCGGAUAUCGACUUGGCUGCUGUGUUUGCUAAGUUCUUGAACCAAGACUCUAGCAACGAACAUGAUCCCAAUUUGGUUGGAUCAGAAUCGAUCCCCGAUGAUGUUCAUGAGGCAAACGCAUUAUCUGAUCACUCCCAAAUUUCUUCGAACCACGCGGAAGAUCUUCUUGAAUCAGUGGAGCUACUUGAAGGACUCGUACUUCCUGAUCAGGAUCAUCAACAAUUACACGAAGGGGAUAAUAUUCAGAAUAUUGUGGGAAAUCAACACCAUCAUGAUUUGAGUAUUCAUGAAUUUGGGUUGCAGGGCUUGAUAGGCGAUGAGGAUGUGUUUUGGACUGAUACAACUGCAAGUUUGACAAGUAGUACUACUAGUUUCACAUGGCAAGAGUUGGAUAAUUCAUUCCCAUCUAAUGAUGAUGAUCAUAUGAAGAUAUCGACCACCACGACGAAUCUAUGUAGCGAUAACUGGAGCUCCUUUGAUUUUUCAGGCUUGGAAGUUUUCUCAGGAUCAUAACUAUUUAGUUAGAUGCAAAUUACAAGCUAGCAUUUAAUUAAUUGGUUAUUGAUCCUUUCAUUUUUACAAUUUUUGUUCGUCUUUUACUUAUAUACAAUUAGGAGUUUAGAACUGGUGCAUUGAUACCAUGGAGAUAAUAAUAUCAUGGAAUAUAUACAUACGAAUAUUAUACGCAAUAAAACCCUUAUCAAUAUUUACUGGGAUCA